Oikopleura dioica is the source of this 705-nucleotide messenger RNA. NCBI's taxonomy places the organism in Eukaryota, Metazoa, Chordata, Appendicularia, Copelata, Oikopleuridae. The record is from the annotation of a GenBank genome assembly.
AUGACUUGUGAAACUCCUCUUGAACCAAUCGAGAGCGAACCUCUUACAAAAAUCAUCGGCGGAACAGAUGUGCCGAUCGAUGCGCAUCCUUAUUACGCGAACUUUGAUUUCUCCUGCGGAGGAACAUUGAUCACAAUGUUUGAAGACGGCUCUCACGAUUUUGUGCUGACUGCUGCACACUGUUGUUUCGGUACAAAUAUAGAUGAUGCCCUUGUGCUUCUAGGAGUCUCAGUCAUCGACCGUGUUGAACCUUGCAGUUUGGACCUUGAGUUGCAAGACUUCAAAAUUCACGAAAAUUACGAUCAUUUUGAUUUCAACAGUACUGACGAGACUGGAACUCCUCAUGACAUCUGUCUUCUGAAAAUUCCCAAUGUCAAGGAGUCGCUUAUCAAUCAGUACGGGCCUGACGGCCCAGAGACUUGCGCAUCGAAGAUAUCCCCUGCAUGUCUUCCAGCAGACCAUGUUGCCGACGGAUCUUACUGCAAGGUAGCAGGUUAUGGGGUUGGUAACGAGCCAAGUCAUCUUUUGAAUGAAGUCGGCGUCUACACAUUUUCUAACGAGUACUGUGAAGCGACGAAUAUGAUAAGUUUUGAGCCAACAACCUGGGAGACACAGUUUUGCGCUGGAAUACCCGAUUUUGAUGGCGAUGGACAAACUGACGGCGGCGAUACUUCUUUUGCUUUUCUCAAUACACUUAGCAUGUAA